Molecule: messenger RNA, 1595 nt
Organism: Ziziphus jujuba (common jujube)
Lineage: Eukaryota; Viridiplantae; Streptophyta; Magnoliopsida; Rosales; Rhamnaceae
Product: protein MAEA homolog
Exons: 7
Coding region: 122-1357 (411 amino acids)
Biological process (GO): proteasome-mediated ubiquitin-dependent protein catabolic process
Cellular component (GO): cytoplasm; nucleus; GID complex
Molecular function (GO): protein binding; ubiquitin protein ligase activity
Source: RefSeq, a predicted model, not a curated record
CACAUGCCCUGAUCAUUCUCUCUCUCUCUCUCUCUCUCUCUCUCUCAACCUGAAAUUCCCAAAUUCUUGUUCCUUGGUCUUCUUUUUUCUUCUUUCAUCAUCAUCAUCUUCUUCUUCUUCGAUGGAAAUGAAUUCCCUCCCCAAUGGAAACUCUACGCCGAGCACACCACCUGUUCCUACGACGACGAGCCCUCCGUCGUCGAAGGUCGGCCAGUUGGCCGAGUCGCUGAGGUUGGAGCACCAGUUUCUGAGAGUUCCGUUCGAGCACUACAAGAAGACGAUCCGAGCCAACCAUCGCGUCGUCGAGAAAGAGAUGUCAUCCGUCAUCUCCGGCGUCUCCGAUGCCGCCGACCGCGACGACUUGUCGAGCGACGAAGCUGUUAACCAUCUCAACUCUCUCGUCUCUAGGUUGCAAGGGCUUAAGCGCAAGUUGGAGGAGGGGAGUCGAGUGGAGCACUUGCAGGCACAAAGAUGUCGGGCACGGCUAGAUCAUUUAGAAUCAGCAGAUGCAGAGAAUUUGUCUGAGUGGAACAACAUGCGGUUGAAGCGCAUCCUUGUGGAUUACAUGUUGAGGAUGUCUUAUUAUGAUACUGCAGUGAAGCUAGCAGAGAGCAGCAAUAUACAGGAUCUUGUUGAUAUUGAUGUCUUCCAAGAAGCGAAGAAGGUUAUUGAUGCUCUUCAGAAUAAGGAGGUUGCUCCUGCACUAGCCUGGUGCGCUGAUAACAAGUCAAGAUUGAAAAAAUCCAGGAGCAAAUUUGAAUUUCAACUGAGACUGCAAGAGUUUGUGGAGUUGGUACGAGCUGAAAAUAACUUGCGAGCUAUAACAUAUGCUCGGAAAUACCUUGCACCAUGGGGAUCUACCCAUAUGAAAGAAUUGCAGCGAGUCUUUGUAACACUAGCUUAUAAGAGUACUACUGAAUGUGCCACAUACAAGGUUUUAUUUGAACCAACGCAGUGGGAUCACCUUGUUGACCUGUUCAAACAGGAAUUCUGCAAAUUAUAUGGCAUGACGCUCGAACCCUUGCUUAAUAUAUAUUUGCAAGCAGGUUUAUCUGCUCUGAAAACCCCAUACUGUUACGAAGAUGAUUGCACAAAGGAGGACCCAUUGUCACAGGAGAGUUUUAGAAAACUAGCCCUUCCAUUACCUUACUCCAAGCAGCAUCACUCUAAGCUUGUUUGCUACAUAACUAAAGAAUUAAUGGACACAGAGAAUCCACCACAAGUCUUGCCCAAUGGCUAUGUCUACAGCACAAAGGCUCUUGAAGAAAUGGCCAAGAAGAAUGAUGGUAAAAUUACAUGUCCAAGGACAGGUUUUGUCUGCAACUACAAGGAUCUGGUGAAGGCAUAUAUAUCAUAGAUAUUGUAUGCCAGCAUGUUCAAAUCGUUGAAGGCAAUAGUCUUUUCUCUUUGGUCUGUAACUGUUGUUCCAUGUGUAGAUAAUUCCUUCUCUUUUCUUUUACAUGCUACAGAUUCCAAUUCUAAGAACUUACCUGGGCAAUUAUUCACAUAUCUCAAUCUGAUAAUACACGGCAACCUACGUGUAUAUAUGCAAAAAAUAUUUCACUUUAAAAGUUGAAGAUUGAUUAUUUACAUCA